Molecule: messenger RNA, 1120 nt
Organism: Gadus macrocephalus (Pacific cod)
Lineage: Eukaryota; Metazoa; Chordata; Actinopteri; Gadiformes; Gadidae
Exons: 5
Coding region: 72-740 (222 amino acids)
Source: RefSeq, a predicted model, not a curated record
CUUUAUUGCAGUUCAAGCAGGUCGAUUGUGAAUUCUCUCUCACGGACAUCGAAGCAUCUCCAGCCAACAGGAUGACCCGCACUGUCUUAUCCAUCCUGGUGAUCUUUGUGUGUCUUGCACCGAUACUGGAAACACUGAGCAGCAUACUGGAUGACCGAAUGAAGAUGAUUCAAGUUAUUGAAUUGGAGUUCAAUUCCCUGAAGGACUCCCACAAUACCCGGAAGGAGGCCCUCGCUGAAGAGUUCAAAGAGAUUGAUAGUGAAUUGGACGCUUCAUCGGCCAUAUUGAGACAAUUCUGUGGGCCCGGGGCUGCAAAACUUAAGAAGAACUCUGAGACACUGAGGGAGAGGCACACUGAAAUUAAAGAUAAAUCUCUCCUGAUCUUUGAAGUCCUUGACAAAGCAUUUGUGUUCCUCCAGAAGGAAAUCGAGGAAGUCAAAGACCUUGUCCAUGGAAACGAGGACUACUACAAUACUCGGAUGGAUGCCCUCGCUGAAGAGUUCAAAGAGAUUGAAAGAGAACUGGAAGCUUCAUCGGCCAUGUUACAUCAAGGCAGAAUGCCCAAGUUUGCGGCAAGCAAGAAUUACCUUGAGACACUGAGGGAGUGGUACUCUGAAACUAAAGAUAAAUUUCUCCUGUUCACUGAAGUCUUUGACAACGCGUAUGAGUUCAUCCAUAAGGGAAUCGAGGGAGUCAAAGACUUUUUCCGUGAAACCGAGGGGAACAAAGAUGAAUUAUAAUCACACCUUAUUAACAUUAGCAUUAGUUAAUGCGUUGGUAAACAUUAUUAUAUAGCAUUAGCAUAGGGGUUAGAGUGAGUGGGUUCUUCAUCGCUGAUGCGUCACUGCGUCACACACAGGAUGAUGGCGGGUGGAACCUGUUGGCCCGUGUCAGAAAGUGUCAGUCAGGGUCAGGUAGUUUAGGUUUGUGACUGCUUUAUUGGUUAGUUUUUGUGGUCGUAUUUAGGAUUAACUGAGGGAACAUCUGUUCAAAUGUCAUGAUUUUUGGGGUUUUGGGUCUUUCUUUUCACAAUAUCUCUUCUGUCUGAGUUUGUAUACAGAUCUUGUAAACUCUCCCUAAUUACUGGUAAAUAUACGAAUAGAUAAAUGUUUUUGUCAUA